CUCUUUUCCUUACUUUUAUUAUUAUUUAAAAUGACAUCUAUAUUUAUACCGCCUCUUAUUUCAAUAGAGAAUACUUGUUUACUACAAACACCUUCUAAUGAUGAUGAAGGUUGUAAAUUAUUAGAUUCUUUCGCUAUUCUUGUUCAAAUUGGGCUUGCUUCAACUGCCCUCAUUACUUUAUUUUAUAAACGCUCAAGAGAAAGACCACAACGACCUAUGAUUGUUUGGGCACUAGAUGUCAGUAAACAGUUUAUGGGUGCUGCUGUAGUUCAUUUUUUGAAUUUAGCUGUUAGUUAUAUCGCAGGUCGACCUCGCAAUGGAGGACCAAGAACCAAUCUAUGUGUAUGGUAUUUCCUCAAUGUAGCAAUAGAUACAACUAUUGGUGUCGCUAUUCUAUGGUUCUGGCUUCAUCUGAUACAAGCUUUGUUAGAGACAUGUCAUGUGAAGCAAGUUAGGACAGGUCAAUAUGGUUCACCUCCACUACGUCAUAUGCUGGUACCUUGGUUCAAACAAACCAUUAUAUUUAUUUUGGCUGAAUCACUCAUGAAGCUAUGUGUCUAUGGUAUGUUUCGUCAUUUCCCAUUUUUAUUUUUCUGGGGCGAAUGGGUUUUAAGAUGGACAAAAGGAAAUUAUAAAUAUCAAGUUAUUUUUGUUAUGUUAAUAUUUCCUCUUAUUAUGAAUAUUGUGCAAUUUUGGAUUGUCGAUACGAUUGUGAAAGUUUCACCAAAGAAUAAGGACGUAGCUAGAAAUAAUAUAGAAGAUGAGCAUUCACCUCUUUUACCUAAAUAAUUCAUACCUAUUUUGUAAUAAACUUGCAUGCAUGCACCUUUUAUG
This is a messenger RNA of Cokeromyces recurvatus, 834 nucleotides long. Its product is annotated as vacuolar membrane protein-domain-containing protein. The record is from RefSeq and is a predicted model, not a curated record. Gene Ontology annotation, cellular component: membrane. Lineage: Eukaryota; Fungi; Mucoromycota; Mucoromycetes; Mucorales; Mucoraceae. The transcript has 3 exons. The coding region runs from base 31 to 789 and encodes 252 amino acids.